This is a messenger RNA of Coregonus clupeaformis (lake whitefish), 1809 nucleotides long. Its product is annotated as galectin-9-like. Gene Ontology annotation, cellular component: nucleus; cytosol. The record is from RefSeq and is a predicted model, not a curated record. Gene Ontology annotation, molecular function: carbohydrate binding; galactoside binding. Gene Ontology annotation, biological process: positive regulation of gene expression; negative regulation of type II interferon production; negative regulation of CD4-positive, alpha-beta T cell proliferation. The transcript has 8 exons. Lineage: Eukaryota; Metazoa; Chordata; Actinopteri; Salmoniformes; Salmonidae. The coding region runs from base 303 to 1370 and encodes 355 amino acids.
UUGAAAAAGCAUAAAAAUAUAUCGGCGCGCAUCGUCUCUUGAUAAGUUUAUGUGUAGGCCUACCAAUUAGGGCAAGACCGAUAUUGCGCAAAUGCAGCAGAUAUAUUUCGAGAGAGAUAACGUUAUUCCCUAGGGGAAAAAAGUCAAUUUAAUCAGGGCAUUGUAAACUAGGCUACAUUGUAACUUCCUCCUCCGUCCCCUUCAAUGCACGAAAAAACGAAACUAAACUUCUCUGAAAUUCACUCAGAGGAGAGAGUUGAGCAACUGAGAAGACGCUUCGAUUUACAGUGAGAUUUGUCGAAAUGGCAUUUUAUAACCAGGAGCCUUUUUAUAAUCCGAGACUCCCUUUCACCGGCUCUAUCCAAGGUGGGCUUCAGGAGGGGAAGACCAUCACUAUUACUGGGAGAGUUCACCAUGGGGCGGACAGGUUCCAUGUGAAUUUGAAGUGUGGUUCUAGGGCAGGGGCCGACAUUGCCCUUCACUUCAACCCACGCUAUGACAGUCACCCUGGAUAUGUGGUGGCCAACACCUUGCAGCAGUCCAGAUGGGGGACAGAGGAGCGAAAGCAGCAGUCCCCCUUCCAGCAUGGCUCCGGCUUCAGCCUCGUGAUCACCGUCCAGAGGGACGCCUUCCAGUUGAAUGCGAAUGGGAACCAUUUCAUGACCUUCAAGCACCGUAUCCCGUUUUACGCCGUGGACACCAUCUCAGUCGAGGGGAAAGUGGAGGUGACCUCCAUCGCCUUUCAGAACCCUGCGCCCGCCUUUCCUGCACAGCUAGGAUUUCCGGCACAAGCUGGAUUCCCUUAUAUGGGAUUUCCGGCACAACCAGGAUUACCUUAUCCGGGAUUUCCGGCACAACCAGGAUUUCCAGCACAACCAGGAUUUCCAGCACAACCAGGAUUCCCUCCUCACCCGGGAUUCCCUCCUCACCCGGGAUUUCCUUCUCAUCUGGGAUUUCCCGCACAACCAGGACGUCCAGCUGUUCCAUACAAGAACAUGAUCAAUGGUGGACUCCACCCUGGACGCACCAUCAACAUCCAGGGAGUGGUUAACCCCAAUGCCAAUAGGUUCCACGUUAACCUACUGUGCAACUCUGGGAUUGCGCUGCACUACAACCCCCGAUUUGACGAGACCCUAGUGGUACGCAACACCAAGCUGAGAGACCAGUGGGGAAAGGAGGAGCGCUCUGGUGGAAUGCCCUUCCACAGGGGCCAGGCCUUCACGCUGUCUAUUUACUGUGAGGCUCAGUGCUACAAGAUAGUGGUCAACGGGAAUCAGACGAGCAACUACAAACACCGCCACACCCUCCUCCAGCAGGUCAACGUCCUGGAGGUGGAUGGAGACCUCAGUUUGACCUCUGUGAUGGUUUAGUGCUGUGGGUCACAACUUUCUUCGGUGACCUAGCCACUAAUUUCGUUUUGUGUCACCUCUGACCCAAACCAUUUGUGUUUUUUUAAUCUGUUCUUGCUGCAAAAAAAAUUACAUUCACUUUGUUUCUUUACUGCAGGCACUGCCUGUUAGACUACCUAACUUGCUAAUUUAUUAUUAGUGAGUGCCGUGCCAUCGACUUCAAGGAUGAGAAAUGUGUUCCUGUUUAUUAUAAAUCACAGUAGAAAGCCAUUAGAAAUCACAUUGAUUGCUUUAGCCAUGUUUCUUGCUACAAAAAUUCUUGAAUCAUUAUUAUUUAGUGAUAUAAUGCCAGAUCUGACGUUAUCUACCAUGAGAAGUACCCUGAGGACAAUGUCUGGUAAUGUGUAGCCUAGUUCAUCACCAGUGGUCUCUAUACUCUUUUUAAACAUUUUAAGAUAUA